AUGGCACAGCUCCAGCUCGGAGACCAAGGGACCGGCCUCCUCCUGCUCUUCUUCUCGCUACUGCUGCUCCUGGGCUGCCUGAGCCUCCUGGCACGCACCCUCAACCCAGCCUUGAGGCUACACCUGGUCCUUGCGCUCUCGCGCCUCCCCAAGGGCUUCAUCGAGGGCUACACCUGCCUCUGCCUGGGCCUCCUGGUCACCCUAGUCCUCCAGAGCAGCACGGCUGUCAGCUCCAUGCUCACGCUCCUCUCGGCCGCAAGUGAAGUGGACCUGGAGCGCGUGUACCCACUGCUCCUGGGCGCCAACAUCGGCACCACGACCACGGGCAUCCUGGCCGCCUUAGCGGGAGAGCCGACCCGCGACGCUCUGCAGCUGGCCCUAUGCCACAGCUUCCUGAACGUCUACGGCGCGCUCCUCUUUUACCCGGUGCCCUUCAUGCGGUUCCCACUGCCCCUGGCCCGACUGUUGGCGAGCACGGCCGCCCAGUACCGCUGGUUCGCGCUCGCCUACCUCCUGGUCCUCUUCGUCAGCCUACCCGUCGUUGUGCUUGCGCUGUCCUUCGUCGGUACCGCCUUAUUCAGCGCCAUCGGCGUGCCGGUGUUGCUGGCGGCGCUGUCGCUGUUGGUUCUGAACGUGGUCCAGCAGAGGCGGCCUCACUGGCUCCCACCCGUGUUCCGGACGUGGGCCUGGUUGCCGCUGUGGAUGCACUCGCUGGCGCCCUUCGACCUGCUUCUGGAGCGGCGGGUGCUCAGCCGCUGCCGCGUCCUGGAUGCGUUUCUGGGGAACGCACACUGA
Molecule: messenger RNA, 795 nt
Organism: Ixodes scapularis (black-legged tick)
Lineage: Eukaryota; Metazoa; Arthropoda; Arachnida; Ixodida; Ixodidae
Product: sodium-dependent phosphate transport protein 2C-like
Exons: 1
Coding region: 1-795 (264 amino acids)
Biological process (GO): sodium-dependent phosphate transport
Cellular component (GO): membrane
Molecular function (GO): sodium:phosphate symporter activity
Source: RefSeq, a predicted model, not a curated record